AUGGAGUCCAUUCUUGUGCUUUUCAUGAUCUUUGUCGUGUCUACAAAUUCAAUCUCAGUAGCAGCCUCUCCCUCUACCAACAAUUCUCUCUGUCCAGUUGACAUGAACUAUGUGUUAACAGUUCCUUGGAACACAUCUACCUGUCUUACCCAAAACAAACCACAAACAAGUCUAUGUUGUCAAACUUUGUUGUCACUUUUUGGUAUAGCACUAGCUCAAAACCUCAACAAAAAUUCUCUUUUCCAACUCCCAAAUCUCUCUACCUCCACCUCAUGCCUUCAAGACUUCCAAACUAAGCUCACUUCCCUUUCACUUCACGACGACCUUGUCUCUUCAUGCUUUGAUCCACUUCAAUUUGUCAUCACUCCCGACAUCUGUGCUCGUAUACAAUCGAAGCAAGAUUGGUUCAGCAGUUUCGGUCCUGGAUCAUUGUUCAACACUUCUUGUAAACAAGACCUUACUGUUUCUACCAAUUGUGAUGCAUGUGUUGAUCAAGGCCUCAAGGUUCAAGAGAAGCUGAAUCAAAUUGACGGCAACAGUUCACAUUCCAAGGACUGCUUUUACUUCACCAUACUUUACAUUGCUGGAGUUGUGAAUCAGUUUGGCCCUGAAAACAGCGGUGUUAUGUCUUGUAUUCUCGAACUUCCUCUUAACUCUCAAGUGGUUUCCAGAAAAAAGAGCCAUCAUGCACUUGUUUUUGGUUUAAUCGGAGCUUCAGUUGCAUUCAUGGCUAUCAUGUUUUCUUUGCUUGCUUUCUAUUUUUGGUACACUGGUUGGAUAAAGAGAAAAAGUACUGAGAAUUUUUUAAGUCAUUCUGAUCCAAGGGAACAAAGGUCCAUCCAAAGAUUUAGACCAAACACAGGGUCAAUUUGGUUCAAAUUUGAUGAACUUGUGAAGGCCACCGACAAUUUUUCACUCCAAAACUUCAUUGGUAGAGGUGGAUUUGGGAUGGUUUACAAGGGGAUUCUAUCAGACGGCACAACCGUCGCUGUUAAAAGGAUCGAAGAAUCUGAUUUUCAAGGGGACAAUGAAUUCUACACUGAAGUAGAAAUUAUUAGCAAGUUGAAGCACCGCAAUCUAGUGCCGCUUAGAGGCUGUUGUGUGGUUGAUGAGGAUCAUAAUCAAGAACACAGAAAUAGGUAUCUUGUUUAUGAUUAUAUGCCAAAUGGUAACCUUGAAGAUCAUCUCUUUCCAUCCAUGGACAACGAAAAGGAAAAGAAAUCGUUAACUUGGCCGCAAAGAAAACACAUAAUCUUAGAUGUGGCAACUGGGUUGGUUUAUUUGCACUUUGGAGUCAAACCUGCUAUAUAUCAUAGAGAUAUCAAAGCAACAAAUAUACUACUUGAUGCAGAAAUGCGAGCAAGGGUUGCAGAUUUCGGACUGGCGAAAGAAAGCAGUGAAAGUAGGUCUCAGUUAAACACUAGAGUAGCUGGAACUUAUGGAUAUCUUGCACCAGAAUAUGCACUUUAUGGUCAGUUAAGUGAGAAGAGUGAUGUUUACAGCUUUGGUGUGGUUGUUUUGGAGAUUAUGUGUGGAAGAAAAGCUCUUGAGGUGUCUUCAUCAGGAACACCUAGUUUCUUGAUCACGGAUUGGGUUUGGUCGUUGAUGAAAUCUGGAAAUUUAGCAGAAGCUUUGGAUGGCUCUAUUUUGGUGAAUGAUGGAGAAUCCAAUGGUGGAAAUAUAAUGGAGAGGUUUUUGGUGGUUGGAAUUUUGUGUUGUCAUGUAAUAGGUGAUUCAAGGCCAACAAUUUUGGAUGCUUUGAAGAUGUUAGAAGGGGACAUUGAGGUUCCUUCAAUUCCAGAUAGACCCAUGACUUUUGAGAACCAUAUGUUUAUCAAUGGUGAUCAUAACCUUAAUUAA
Messenger RNA from Lathyrus sativus (Indian pea), 1860 nucleotides. The record is from the annotation of a GenBank genome assembly. NCBI's taxonomy places the organism in Eukaryota, Viridiplantae, Streptophyta, Magnoliopsida, Fabales, Fabaceae.